Molecule: messenger RNA, 4092 nt
Organism: Spodoptera frugiperda (fall armyworm)
Lineage: Eukaryota; Metazoa; Arthropoda; Insecta; Lepidoptera; Noctuidae
Gene: cdm
Product: importin-13
Exons: 17
Coding region: 227-3115 (962 amino acids)
Biological process (GO): protein import into nucleus
Cellular component (GO): cytoplasm; nuclear membrane
Molecular function (GO): small GTPase binding
Source: RefSeq, a predicted model, not a curated record
CUGUCAAGCUACUGUCGCAGCUGUCACUUCAGCCAUUGAUUGAGUGGAUUGGGAUAAGAAAAUAUUGCUUUCGGGCAUUAAUAAUAUAUUGUAUUUACUAGUGUUUACGCGCGUUAAGUGCGAUAAUGUUUCCUUGGUACUGGUUCUGUAAACAAAGUAUGCGGUAGGAAGAAAUUUUAGAUAACUUUGUCGAAUGUGGAGGUAAACUGUUCACCACAGCUAGAAAAUGGAGUAUUCACCACAAAAUUUGGAAUACGCUGUCUCUGUUUUCUAUAAUGGAGAGCAAAGUGAAAGAGCUAAAGCCCAUGCCUGGCUCACAGCUGCGCAGAGGGUGCCUGAGGCUUGGAAUUUUGUCUGGGAAUUUCUUCAGCCAAGCAAGGGAACCGAAAUCCAAUUCUAUGCAGCUACAACACUGCACACAAAGAUUCUUCGUUGCUGGAAUGAGGUGCCACCAGAGAGCUAUGAAGAGUUGAAAAACAAAUUACUUGAGGCUGUGUUUACUUACUCAAAAGGACCUAAGAUUGUAACCAAUAGAUUAUGUAUCAGUUUAGCAGCAUUUAUCUUACAACAAGGGACAGUAGAUUUGGCAGCCAUAUUAAGCCCUCUGUCUACUCCAGAAAAUACUGCACUAUUAUUAGAAGUACUUACUGUGAUACCUGAAGAAUACAACAGCAUGACAAUGGGAUCCUCCCUGAGAACCAAGAACCGCAUAGCCCUACAACAAGCUUGCCCUGCAGUUCUAGAUGAUAUGUUGCGAUGCUUACAGACUGUUUAUAACCCAGAGUACACUAAAGAGGCUCCAUCAGAGGAGACGGUGCAGAACUGGGUGACGGUGGCGACGUGCGCGUGUAGCUGGCUGACGCUGGGCGGGGAGGACGCGGCCGAGCACCCGCGCGGCUCGCUGCCCGACCGCAUGCCGCUCUGUCGCGCCUUACUGGCCGUCGUGCAGCUACUCUCCACCUGGAACUCAGUGGUAAGUGACUCAGCCCUGGACGCGUGCGAGGCGUGCCUGUCGGGCGUCCGCGCGGCGGCCAGUACGUCGGCGUCGGCGCGCUACCCAGAGUCCGCGCUGCAGCUACUGGCGCACCUCGCCGCGCUCACCGCGCCACUCAUGGCCAGGGACAAUGUGCCCAACUCUGUUAAUGAGGAGCUCUUGUCAGCCCUGUUAACAUGCUGCGUGGCAGUGGGCGAGUGCCACGCGCAUACCCUAGUGACGGCGGCAGAAAGUGCAGAGGAUACAGAGACCACACGCGGCGCCCGCCAGGUCAUUGAACUCGUACUUGCGGCGCAGGCCGCGCCCGGGCACUACCCCAUACAUGAGACUCGGUCCAACCUUACCUUCGGCUUCUGGUAUACGCUACAGGAUGAACUACUAAACCUGAUGGACAGGACGAACGACAUCCACCAAGUGUGGAAGCAGGUGUUCUCGCGGCUGCUAGAGACGUUAAUCACAAAGUCUAUCGCAGCCCCCGACGCCGACCUCUGCAAGGAUGAUCUCGAGCUACUACGGUGCUACCGACAAGAUACUGCAGACUCUGUGAUGUACUGCUACGGCGUGCUGGGCGAGUGGUGCUGGAGCAUAGUGGAGCGCAGCUACAGCGGCGCGGGCAGCGAGGCGGCGCGCGAGGCGGCGCUGCACGUGUUCGCGGCGCUGGCCGACGCCGCGCCCGCGCAGCGCGCGCCGCCCGCGCUGCUGCAGCUGCUGCACCACGCGCUGCACGCCGCGCACUCCGCCACCGCCAAGCCCAUGCUCAGUACUGCACUUGAUUGUCUCGGCGGGUACGCGACGUGGGUGGGGUCGGUGGCGAGUGUGUCUGCGGACGCGGCGCUUGCGUCGCUGGGGCGCGAGUGCGUGCGCGCUGCGGGCGCGGCGCUGGCCCGCUGCCCGCCCGCCGCCGCGCUGGCGCUGCGCAAGCUGGCCGCCGACUGCAGCGGGCCCGCCGCCGCACUCGCGCCCGACAUCGUGCAGGCCGCACAGUCGUUCCAGGGCAGUGGCAGUAAGUCGGACGCGUGGGUCCGGCGGCAGCUGGUGGCGGCGGCGGGCGCGUCGCUGGCGGCGGCCGAGCUGCGGGACGCGGCGCCGCUACUGCAGCCCCUCGCGCGCGCGCUGCACGCAGACCUCGUCGCACAGGCGCAGUCCCCCUUGGGGGGCGCGAGUGCGGCGGAGUGCAGCGCGGCGCUGAUGGGGUCGCUGGCGGCGGCCGGCCCGCUCGCCGCCGACCUGUUCCGCGUACUGGCGCCCGCACUGCCGCCCUACGCCAGCAAUGCCGCGCUCGUAGAGUCCCUGUUCCACAUACUGAAGCAGACGGUGUCGUCUCUAAUAUCCGAGCUGAUGCCGGUGGUGGCGGACGUGGCGGAGCUACUCCUCGCCGGCUUCAACACCUGCCCCUGUGCCUCGGGACUCGAUGUCGUUAAACUGAUGGUGAUGAGCGUGGGUGAGGAAUGGCCGGGAUGUCGCAACGUGCUACGAGCGAGCGUGGCCCCCACGGCGCGACUACUGACGCAGGAGCCCGGCGUGCGCCCCGAUGUUACGGAGGGACUGUUCUCUCUACUACAGACUCUCACCAAGAAGAGGCCGCAGUAUAUAGACUGGAUCGACGACAUGCUACUCAAUCUUAUUGAACUAGCGCUGUGUUCGGUCCGCGUGUGGGAGGCGGGCGGUGCGCGCGCGGCGUGCGGGUGGCUGAGCGCGCUGGCGGCGGCGCGCGCGCACGCGCUGCAGCCCUACGCGCCCGCACUCACCGCCACCGCGCUGCUCUGCAUUGGCUGUGUAUCUGUACCAGGCGGAAUGACGCCUCGAAAUCAAAUCGAGCCGUUAGCGGAUUUGUUGUUAUCUUUGAACCGAGCGACGUGGAAAGAGGCGGGGCAAGGGACGGAGGCGGGGCAGGGGGCGGGGCUAGCGACGUGGCUGCGCAACGCAUUGGCUGUGCCGGACUUCCCCACCCACCACGCUACCGACCCACACAAGCACAAGUUCAUACAGUCCGUCAUCAAGGAAAAGAGCAGUAAACGAAGAAUAUUGGAGUCUGUACAAGAGUUCUCGCUAGUAUGCCGCGGCCUCGUGGACACGGAGUAUGCACGACAGACCAUCGCAUCCAAACAACUGGUGGCGUAAACUAUACACUGUCAAAACGUGGAGUAUAAAUAUAAGGAGCACCAUCUUGUUCGCAACAAAUUCCAUUAGGUACUUAAUUGGUGUCACUACUGUAGCAAAAUAACUGUUGUUACUUACGACUUUACUUACUGUCAGUUACUCAAAACAAUCUUUUAGUGGACAUAAAUAAGGAUGUUCCCGAAACUUUACCUAAUUGUAAACGUACACGUAUUUUUACUUAUCUGACAUCACGACUUACUUAAUUUUAUUGCUAUCGGUGACGUAGCAAUCUUUCAAUCCUAAACUUAAUUCAAAUCUAUUAUUUUAUCAUUAUCUACCUGAGGGACAAAAUAGAAUUUUAAUUUUCACGUACCCACGUUGUUAAAAUCUCAUUGAAUACCCAUUUUUAUUUAUGAAAUUAUGUGGAGACUCCAUAGUAGCACAAAAACCUUGCGCUCAAGCACUCUUGGCGUCACUCAUUUUAUUUACAUUCAUAUUUUAUACACAGAGGUAGUUUUUUGUACCUCUAUACUUCAUGGUAGUACGUUUUAUUAAAAUUAAAUAUAUCAUCUGGUAUACCACGGUCUUCCCUUUUAUACCUAUUAGGAUGCACUAAACUAGAUAUGUCACUUACGCCCGAAUACUGAAAUGUUACUCAAUUUUAGGUUGUACUUCAAUAUAUUGGUAUCUCUGACGUUUAAUAAAGUAUUUGUAGUGAUAGAAAUACUUUUAAGUGUCUUGAAAUUUAGGGGCGUUUGAGUAUUUGAAUUUGAACAUUGGAUACCUCCAUUCAAUAUCUUUGCAACGUUUUUCUAUCGCUUUUGAUGAUUAGAACAAACAAUAAUUGCAAUCAAAUUUACAUAUUAUGUACAUAAUAUUAUAUAUUACGUGUUAUUAACAAUAUUGACAUUGUAAAUAAUACAUAAAAACGUGAUAUCAUCUGUAUAUAGUCGUUAUGAAUUACUUUAUAGUGAAUGAAAAUAAAAGUAUUAAGAAUA